Messenger RNA from Cephus cinctus (wheat stem sawfly), 7504 nucleotides. It is a transcript of the gene InR-2, whose product is annotated as insulin-like receptor. Gene Ontology annotation, molecular function: insulin receptor activity; insulin receptor substrate binding; ATP binding. The coding region runs from base 917 to 5833 and encodes 1638 amino acids. Gene Ontology annotation, cellular component: membrane; insulin receptor complex; axon. The transcript is spliced from 12 exons. Lineage: Eukaryota; Metazoa; Arthropoda; Insecta; Hymenoptera; Cephidae. The record is from RefSeq and is a predicted model, not a curated record. Gene Ontology annotation, biological process: protein phosphorylation; glucose homeostasis; multicellular organism development.
GCACCUAAAGAUGUCGGUAGUUAAAUAUCCACGAGAUGAAGCAAAGAAAAUUUCCAAGAAAUAGUCAUUCCUGGUCGGACGAUGACCCUUUGUAUUCACCAGAAAGGGUCUGUCGGACACCGUGCCGUCGGAUAUUAACAAAGUUGACCUGAAAAGUCCCUUUAUCUUUUACAAUACUUUAAUUCUUUACGUAUCCUGUAUUAUUAAUUAGCAUAGAAGUUUUCAGUGAUCCUAACAUCGUAGAAAGAGGUUAAAAUGAUCCCGACAACGUAUGCCAGAAGAAUACGGAAUGCUAUGUAGAAAAGGGAGAGGAGAUUGAGCUUGCAAAAGAGACCCAUAAUGCGCAUUCCUCUACUGCGCAGAGUCUUAUUUUCCUCUGCGUUAGCGUGAACAUCGUAUGGGCAUGGUGUACGUACGUUCAUUUAGUAAACAACUCAUGUGUUGUACCAGUAAAGUGUUUUGGUUUGCCAAAAUCUGUAUUUUUCUGGUGAGGAUUAAUCUUAUUUUAGGAUACCCUCGAGGAAUAUCAAAGAAGUGAUACUCGGAUAGUUUAUUCGCAUUGAAUAUCAUUGUUAUCAACAUCAACAUCAUCGCCGUCGUUAUCAUCAUCGUGUACUACUUUGAUCUAUGGGUUCACAUCUGUUCCAAGGUGGAUAAUUGUGGAAUCGAUGUGCUUUUAGUGCAGUGGUGUGGAAACAAGUGACACUAAGUGACAGAGUGAAUAGUGUUCAGCAAAGGAGGCAAAACUCCUUUCAAAGGAAAGGUGUUUAUGCUAGUCUUACGGUGCUUCCAUAUGUGCCGUAAGGACCUUGCAGUCUGAAUGGAGAAGCUGGCUAGGUGUGAUGCAUCUUCAUAUUUAUAUUUAAUGAGAAUCCUCUUUUUGUACCGAGGAUAAGCCAUUUGUAGCAGAAAAAAGAUGACACUAACUGACUGCUCUAGCCUACUAACUGGCAACUGCCUAGAGUACUCUAGCAGAUUACGAUGUGAAAUCUGCAAGAGGCUCUGUCCCACAGAGGAACCUGAAGAAGAGCACCCUACUAAAUCAUCAAGACAAAUACCUUGCAAGCACAAGAAAAUCCUGGCAAGUAUAUCCUGUCGAAGGAACCGUGUUGAUCAGGGUAGAUGGCUUCGGAGUGCUUCCAGCGUUGUACGAUGGUGGUGCACACAAAAUUUUCUUAUUUCCUGGCAAAGACUCAUCGCCAUAAUCCUUUUGAUCAUCGCCAGCUUUGUUCUCCCAGCUUCAGCAGAGUUCCUUAGUCCACCUAUUACUGAGGUUACUGCUUCGUCCUCCAAAACGGAGGUGUGCCAAAGCGUAGACAUAAGGAAUAGCGUGAGCGAAUUCUCAAGACUGGAGGGAUGCCGGGUCGUCGAAGGUUUCGUGCAGAUAUUGCUGAUCGACCGUGCUGACGAUUUGGCCUAUGCCAACCUCACCUUUCCCGACCUCGUCGAGAUCACCGGUUACCUGGUACUGUACAGAGUGAACGGCCUGAAGAGCGUCGGUAAACUAUUUCCUAAUUUAACGGUGAUAAGGGGUCACUCGUUGUUCAUCAACUACGCCCUGGUGAUGUUCGAGAUGAUGCACCUGCAGGAAAUAGGACUCCACUCCCUUACGGACAUCCUUCGAGGAUCGGUAAGAUUCGAGAAGAAUCCGGCCCUGUGCUACGUGGACACCAUCGAUUGGGACAACAUCGCCAAAGCUGGAAAGGGAGAGCACGUGAUAUCGGGCAAUAAACCCAAAAACGGAUGUCCGGUAUGCGAGAAAAACUGCCCGCCGAGACUGACCAAGCCUGACGAGACUCUAUGCUGGAACAAACAGCACUGCCAGAAAAUUUGCGAUAGUAAAUGCGGAGAUUAUGCGUGCAGCGAUUCCGGCACGUGCUGCCAUCCGUCUUGCCUCGGAGGAUGCACCGGACUGACGGCGCAGAAUUGCACCGUCUGCAGGGAAAUGGUGGUGGACGUGAAUCAGUGCGUCAAGAGGUGUCCGAUCGGCACGUACGAGUUCAUGAAUCGAAGAUGCAUCCAAGAGAACGAGUGUCGGACAAUGCCGAAGCCGAAGGAGGCACUGGGAACGGUGAAGAACUAUCCGUACAAGCUGUUCAACGAGAGCAGCUGCGUAAUCGAGUGUCCGGCUGGUUACAUGGAGGAGGAAGUUAACGGGAAGCCAUCUUGCAAGAAGUGCGAUGGCUCUUGCCUGAAGGAAUGCGCCGGUGCCAGCGUGGACAGCAUCGCCUCGGCACAGAAGCUUCGCGGCUGCACUCACAUCACCGGGAGCUUGGAGAUACAGAUACGAGGCGGUAAGAAUAUUGUCAAGGAAUUUGAGGACAGUUUGAGCAUGAUCGAGGAGAUCGACGGUUAUCUAAAGAUCGUGAGAAGCUUUCCACUGAUCUCCCUGAAUUUCCUUAAGAAGCUCAGACUUAUCAAGGGCAAUCAGCUGGACAACGGAAAGUACACGCUCGCCGUACUGGACAAUCAGAAUCUGCAAGAGCUCUGGGACUGGGACACCCAUCCUAAGAUACAGAUCAGGUCUAACGGCGCCCCCGGGAAGGUCUUCUUUCAUUUCAAUCCGAAACUCUGUCUUCACAAGAUCGAGAAGUUGCGCGAGGUCGCCAAUCUCGCUGAGUUCUCGCCCCUCGAGGUGGCGCUCAAUAGUAACGGCGACAAGGUUGCCUGCAACGUCACUGACAUUAUUACCAGGGUCACCAAGAAGACGUCGGAAGCUGCGCUGAUCGAGUGGCAGGCCUUCAAGCAUCAUGAUCCCAGAUCGCUACUGGGCUACGUCGUGUACUUCAUUGAGGCGCCUAAUAGGAACGUGACCAUGUACGAUGGCCGGGACGCGUGCGGCGGCGAUGGCUGGAAGGUCGACGAUGUCGGCGCGACGGAAUCCUCAGAUUCUUCGGUUCCUCUUGGCGAGGAGGAUUCCAAUCACACGGAGUACCUGACUCACAUACUGACCCAGCUGCAGCCGUACACCCAGUACGCUUACUACGUGAAGACCUACACGAUAGCCACCGAAAGAUCUGGCGCUCAGAGCAACGUCAGCUACUUCACGACCUUCCCAGACGCACCGAGCGCACCGAGAGCUCUGUCCACCUGGAGCAACGCCAGCAGCGAGCUGGUGAUGUCCUGGUUUCCGCCACUGCACAAAAAUGGAAAUCUUACGCAUUAUCGGAUUGUCGGUCGCUGGGAACCGGACGAUCCGAGCUUUCUGGCUCAGAGGAACUACUGCGACGAACCCUUGCUACUUCCGGAAAAGAAAUCUUUGGCCGCCAUGGCCGAGGAGGAACGUAAAAAGGCAGAGAGCGAGAUGGAGCGAGCCAGGACGCCUGAAAGAACAGCCUGCGACUGUGCGGAUCGUGUUCCCGAUCAGUCGAUACGCGAAAAGGAAGUGUCCAGCUCCAUAGCAUUUGAGGAUGCUCUUCACAACAAGGUUUACGUGAAGAAAGUUAAUUCUCGUCGUAGAAGAGACGUCAGUGCCAUGUUAAGCGCCGUUCGUAAGAAUCCGGAUACUUACUAUAGUUACCCAGAGGACAAGGAUCCAAACGAUAAACUCGAGGAUGGUAUCUACACAACCUUCGAAAGGUUGGUCCCCAGCACCAAUCUCAGCUUCGUCAUGAGAAACUUGCGACACUUUGCAGCUUACAACAUCGAAGUGCAAGCUUGCAGAGAACGGACAGUCAAUGACAGCUUGAACAAUUGUUCCACAAAGAGUAUGAGGACUUACAGGACUCUGCCGCUCGAGAGUGCCGACAAUAUUCCUGCGAAUACAUUUAAGUUGAGCACGAUUGGGGGUAACAACAGUCUGGCCAUGGUGCGCUUGCAAUGGGAAGAACCUGUUAAGCCGAAUGGUCUGAUAGUUACUUAUCAGAUCGAAUACAAGAGGGUGGACAUUCAGAACAUCAAGGCCACUGUCGUAUGUAUUACCAGAAGAGACUUCGUGAACGGUGGAAAGUCCUACCUGUUGAAGGAUUUGCCACCAGGAAAUUAUUCCAUUAAAGUCAGAGCAACUAGUCUGGCUGGCAAUGGAGCUUACACGGAGGUGAAAUACUUCUACAUAGAGGAGUACAGUACGUCCGGGACAUUUUGGAUACUCUUCUGGUGCAUUCUUGUAUUGGUUUUGGCCAUACUUGUCUGCUCUGUAUUUUACGUUUGCAAGAAGAAGAACAAGAGGAAUGUUCCCAACAUAAGACUCAUCGCCACGGUUAAUCCCGAGUAUGCGAGCACUGCCUAUGUAGCUGACGAGUGGGAAGUACCCAGGGAGAAGAUACAACUUAUACGAGAAUUGGGUAAUGGUUCCUUUGGCAUGGUCUACGAAGGUUUGGCCAAGGACGUGGUUAAAGGUAAACCAGAAGUACCAUGCGCCGUGAAGACCGUCAAUGAGAAUGCCACGGAUCGUGAACGAAUAGAAUUCCUGAAUGAAGCCUCUGUAAUGAAGGCUUUCAAUACUCAUCACGUAGUCAGAUUACUAGGGGUCGUGUCACAGGGUCAACCGACCCUUGUGGUAAUGGAGCUAAUGGUGAAUGGAGAUCUCAAGACCUAUCUUAGAAGUCAUAGACCCGAUAUGUGCGAGAACUUCUCACGACAGCCACCAACUCUCAAGAGGAUAUUACAAAUGGCCAUUGAGAUUGCCGACGGGAUGGGAUAUUUGGCUGCUAAGAAAUUCGUGCAUCGUGAUCUGGCAGCUAGAAAUUGUAUGGUCGCCGAAGACCUUACGGUGAAGAUUGGUGAUUUUGGUAUGACCCGGGAUAUCUACGAAACGGAUUACUACCGCAAAGGCACCAAGGGCCUGCUUCCUGUCAGAUGGAUGGCACCCGAGAGUCUUAAGGAUGGUGUCUUUACAAGUUUCUCUGAUGUUUGGAGUUACGGUGUAGUCCUUUGGGAAAUGGUUACCCUGGCAUCUCAACCUUACCAGGGUCUGUCUAAUGAUCAAGUGUUACGUUAUGUCAUCGACGGCGGUGUUAUGGAACGUCCAGAAAAUUGUCCUGAUUCUCUUUACAAACUCAUGAGGCAAACCUGGAAUCACAAAGCAACUAAGAGACCCACGUUCAUUGACAUCGCCACUAUGCUCCUGUCGGAAGUGAAUGUCGAGGCCUUUGAAAGGGUCAGCUUCUAUCAUAGUUCUGAGGGUGCCGACGCGAGACAUCAGAAUAAUUCUCAUUCGCCACAUACUGACAAGGACCUGGAAAUUUCUACGUUACAAGACCUUCGGGAGGACGAGGGAGAGGGCGAGGAGGACUCUCCACUGCGUCAAGAUUUCGGGGACUUUGCUAACUUCGAACCAACGAGUCUCAAAAAUAAUUCAAAUUCUCGCUACGUCACGGAACCGUACGGUGAAAAUUCUAAAGUCUCCAGGACCUUCCACGACCUGAACUCCUCAAAGGUGCCACUGAAGGCGGGAUUUGACGAUUUCGACGGUGUUUCCGGAGAUUCCCUCGCAUCCAGCAAAGACACCCUUAAUCUACCGUUUGCCGAGGAGAGUCUAAAUUCUGUUCGGAACUCUCCGUUCGCGGAAAAACGAAGUACCAGUCGUGGUAAUAUCAGUCAAAUCUCAGUCGGUAAGUCUUUGACACCGCAGACGGGAAACAAACGUGUCUUCCUCGAGAGUCCAGGACUUUCCAGGACACGUUACGCUCCCGACUACGAGAAUCACAGUCCCGAGUUCAUAAACGAUGAGAACAACAAGGAUGCAAUACCGUUGAGAAUUGACUUCCCGUCGAUGGAGGCCAUUGACGAUGACGAACCCGAGGUUAGGAAAGAUAUCAAAAAGGCUCAAGCUGAGUACAUGAACAAACCGGAAACUCUGAACAAUGGAUACAUAGGCGGCGCGGCAACGUAGUAGUUCUUUCUCAACCUGUGGUGUUCUAUUCACGAAUGAAAAUCAACGAUAUAUCUCUCGAAGUUUCGAAAACUUGGAAAAAUGGAUCAUCCAUUGAUGGAUCAUCCAUCGAUCUGUCCAAACUCGAGAGCGGAAGGGGACAGCACAGGUUAGUCGGACUAAAUGAACAAAAUAAGGAACUUUCUUGAGAUACCUUCCUGAUCCUUCGAUAUUCGAUAGGACUUAAUAUACCAAGUGAGGUUUUUCCCAGAUACGAGCAGCGAAGGUAGACACCUAUCCAUUGUCAUUGAAUAUGACAAUGGCUAUCGAAGUAGGAUACCAACGAAACUAUUCGAGGUUAAGUCGGCGAAUUAGUGGUAUAUACUGUAGGUUUUUUUUUUUUUUAAAUACAUUUCAUUGUGGCUCAUCCUAUCAUAAUGAACCACCAGAGUAAACCGUCUCAUCCCUCACCAUGGUUACGUGUUAAAGAGCGAUUUUUUUAACUCUGGCACAGCAGCUGGCGCGGUUUUUUCAAUUUCCUAGGCUCUUUUACAACAGCCAUGGAAAUUAAGCGACAACUAUUUAAUUCGAAAAAGUUGUACGGUGUAAAUAACUAUAUUCAUUUAAAGCAGAUGAAAUAUUCUUCAGGCUGCUUUUCAGCGUUUCCAUAUGCGUACGCAUGCACGGAUUGAUGAUGUCUGAAGGGGGAAAGCUAUAAAAUUAUUAUCCUCUUUUCUUAGUCUCAAAAUUUUAGUUAAUUCAAAUUUUGUCCACGUGGAAGGAGAGAAAAAUUUAUGUAUUUUUUAUAAUAUUCUUUAAGGAAAAGAUUAAUUUAAUUGUAAUUCAAUCUGAUCCACGGUUCUGUGGUGUAGAUAAAACGGUUAAGAUAAUAUUUUCAUAAUUUAAUCGAUAUUAACGGACAAUAAUGAUUCGACGUUAUUUCUUCGCUUCUGUUAUCAUCAUUCUGCGCACGUGUUCACCCAUAGGUUAGAUGAACCAGGAAGCUUAACGUCUAUGAUUAUAUAUCGCAGACGGUUCAAAUAGUCAUACGGCGGCCACAAAGGGAAUAACUUUAUAUUUUAACAUUGCCGCGAAAUUCGCAUAAAAAUAUUGAUCCAUUACGAGCUCGCGACACGUGUUCAUGAAACGUCGAACAAAUAUAAGAAAAAAUAUCACAGACUUCUUCACGUGUCAGACGCGCUAUAAAGGAAGAACGAAUGAACGAAGGAAGCAAUGGAAGAUUGGAAAAUGGUUUAUAUUGGAAAAAAAAGUCAAGGAAAUAAUUCAUAGUUGAAAAAAGAUAAGAAAAAAAAGUGACUUGAGAAUUUGUCUUCUGUGUUCCGACUGAUUGAAUAUACACAAAAAGAUAUAUGAAACUGGUCCACAAAAGCCCUAUUGACAUUAGCUCAGAGAAUGAAAAAAAAAGAAAAAAAAAAAAUUGAAUUCUGCUUAACUAUUACUUACCAUUUUCUACAGAUUUUCGUGACCACGUCGAUAUCGCGUUGAACUCUUGAUUGUAACGAGGUAUCCGUUAUCUCGUGAUUCGAGGCGUAGCUCGCAAUAUACACGCGGUUAGCGAACGAUCGAUAAGAAAAAAAAAAAAGAAAAAAAUAAAAAAAAUAAAAUUGCGACCUACGACGAGACGCGAUCUCGCAAGUCUGACAGAACAAAAGUAAAGCGAUUAAAAAAAAA